This is a messenger RNA of Choloepus didactylus (southern two-toed sloth), 679 nucleotides long. It is a transcript of the gene ATP5F1D, whose product is annotated as ATP synthase F1 subunit delta. Gene Ontology annotation, molecular function: proton-transporting ATP synthase activity, rotational mechanism. The record is from RefSeq and is a predicted model, not a curated record. Bases 86 to 592 code for a protein of 168 amino acids. The transcript is spliced from 5 exons. Gene Ontology annotation, biological process: proton motive force-driven ATP synthesis. Lineage: Eukaryota; Metazoa; Chordata; Mammalia; Pilosa; Megalonychidae.
UCCCGGGAGUCCCCGCGCGUCGUCCUGCUCGCCCUCCAGGCCGCCGGCGCUCGGCCGGAGUCCGCCCGCCGCCGCCGCCGCCACCAUGCUGCCCGCCGCGCUGCUCCGUCGCCCCGGCCUGGGCCGCCUCCUGCGCCAGGCGCGCGCCUACGCCGAGGCCGCCGCCGCCCCGGCCCCCGCCGCGGGCCCGGGACAGAUGUCCUUCACCUUCGCCUCGCCCACGCAGGUGUUCUUCAACGGCGCCAACGUCCGGCAGGUGGACGUGCCCACGCAGACGGGGGCCUUCGGCAUCCUGGCCGCCCACGUGCCCACGCUGCAGGUGCUGCGGCCCGGGCUGGUGGUGGUCCACGCCGAGGACGGCACCACCUCCAAGUUCUUCGUCAGCAGUGGCUCCAUCACGGUGAACGCCGACUCCUCAGUGCAGCUACUGGCCGAAGAGGCUGUGACGCUGGACAUGCUGGACCUGGGGGCAGCCAAGGCAAACUUGGAGAAGGCGCAGUCGGAGCUGCCAGGGGUGGCGGACGAGGCCGCGCGGGCCGAGAUCCUAGUUCGCAUCGAGGCCAACGAGGCCCUGGUGAAAGCCCUCGAGUAGCUGGGCUGGAUGCUGAGAUCUCUGUCCUGAGCCGCUUCCGUGGAACUUUCUGGGCCGUGCCCAUGAUUAAAGAGCACGAAGGCUGAA